Molecule: messenger RNA, 789 nt
Organism: Sipha flava (yellow sugarcane aphid)
Lineage: Eukaryota; Metazoa; Arthropoda; Insecta; Hemiptera; Aphididae
Product: piggyBac transposable element-derived protein 4-like
Exons: 1
Coding region: 1-789 (262 amino acids)
Source: RefSeq, a predicted model, not a curated record
AUGAAUUAUAUAGUGACUUGGGUAAAUUUGAAAGCAAAUAUUUUAAGAUCUAAAGGUGUAAAGAAACGCUCAAAUUUAAGUAGUUGGAAAAAUAUUGACAUAUAUGAAUUGAAAAAGUUUAUUGGUCUCAGUUUACUUAUGGGUAUUCAUAAACUCCCUGCUAUACAUUUAUAUUGGUCACAAUCAGAAAUUGAUUAUCAUCCAAUUUAUGGCCAAACUCUUAGCCGAAAUCGUUAUGAAACUUUUUUGAGAUGCUUAUGCUUUUAUGAUCCAUUUACAACAGAUAAGUCUGAUCGUUUACACAAAAUUAAUAAUGUCCUUGGUCCUAUAAUUUCUAAUAUUCAAACUAAAUACUAUCCUAAAGAAUGUUUAUCAUUAGAUGAAUCUAUGCUUCUGUGGAGAGGAAGGUUAAGCUUUAAACAGUAUAUCCCUAGUAAAGCACAUAAAUAUAGAAUAAAAUUUUUUGAACUUUGUACUGAUGAUGGGUUCAUUUUAGAUUUGAUUAUUUACAAAGGUAAAGGCAUAGUAACAGAUUCAAGAGGAGUGACAUUUAGUAUUGUGGAUAAACUAAUGAGGAACUAUUUAGGAAAAGGCCAUACACUUUACAUGGAUAACUAUUACAAUAGUGUACAACUAGCUGAAUAUUUGUAUGAAAAAAAAACUCAUGUAGAAGGAACUUUAAGGAAAAAUAGAAAAGAAAAUCCUAGUAGUAUAACUGCUGCAAAAUUAAAAAAAGGUGAAGCAGUUCAUGCACAAAAAAAAAAACAUUCAUGUAACAAAAUUGGUUGA